This is a messenger RNA of Cokeromyces recurvatus, 1565 nucleotides long. Its product is annotated as major facilitator superfamily domain-containing protein. The record is from RefSeq and is a predicted model, not a curated record. The transcript has 7 exons. The coding region runs from base 28 to 1344 and encodes 438 amino acids. Gene Ontology annotation, biological process: heme export; transmembrane transport. Lineage: Eukaryota; Fungi; Mucoromycota; Mucoromycetes; Mucorales; Mucoraceae. Gene Ontology annotation, cellular component: membrane. Gene Ontology annotation, molecular function: heme transmembrane transporter activity; heme binding.
UUUUUUUUUUCUUUCGUGAGAUCUACAAUGCUUAAACAGAAUGAUGAAGAAGCUCCUUUACUCGUUACAACUCGAAAAGACAAUUGGCGUUGGCUUGUCUUGUUUUCUUUUUCCUUUUUUUCGUUUUCUAGUGCACUAAUGUGGAUCACCUUUGCACCAUGUUUGUAUAUAUUUGUACAGUAUUACUUUGAAAAUGCAACUACAUCAACAACCAAUGCUAUUAAUUCUUUGUCAUCUAUUUAUAUGUUAAUUUACCCUUUUGCCAUUCAAUUUACCUUUAAAUAUUUUGAAGAUUGUGUGGGGAACGGACUUCAACGUGGCAUACUUAUUGGAGCAGUUUUGAAUGCAAUAGCUGGUGGAAUACGUUGGCUAGGAGCUACACCAUCUUUAUAUGGAUUUAUUACCUUAUUUUUUGGACAAACAAUAGCAGCACUAGCUCAAGUAUUUAUGUUAUCUAUUCCCCCAAGAUUGGCUGUUGCGUGGUUUCCAGAAACAGAGAUUAAUAUUGCUACAUCUAUUGCUGUAUCUGCUAAUAAUCUUGGCAUUGCAGCUGGGUGUGCUUUAACACCUCUUGUUGUUAAACAAUCUACACGAAAUAAAGAUAUUCCACAUUUACUAUUUACGCAGUUUAUUAUAUGUCUAGUAGUUCUUAUUUUAAUUUGGUACGCUUUUCAAAGACCAGCACCUUAUUGGCGAAGUAUGAUAAAUGAGCUUAAUUCAUCUGAACAAGCUGCUCAGUUAUGGAAACAGAAAAAGUUUAUUUACAUGCUGGGAUCGUAUGGUAUCAUCAUGGGAGCUCAAUGUACGAUUAUAACUCUAUUAGCUCAAAUCCUUAUUCCGCCUUUUCAACAUGUCAUUGAUGAAAAGCAUAUUGGCUUAUUAGGUGCCAUUAUGUUACUUGUAGGAUUUCCAGCUAGUAUUUUAGUGGGUUAUUAUUUAGAUAGAACAUUAAGAUAUAAACAAGCAUGUACUCUAUUAUGUAUAAUGACAGCUUUCAGUGUCUUGGGACUAUUCAUAUCUUGUCAGUAUAAACUUUUUAAAGGCGUCAUUUUAUCCUGUAUCAGUUUUGGUUUAACAUCUUAUGCUAUUUCACCCGCCUUCUUUCAAUUCGCAAGUGAAUUAUUCUUUCCUAUCAGUGAAAUCAUACCUACAGGAUAUCUAUUUACAAUAGGAAAUAUAGGUGGAGUACUAUUAGUAGCCGUGAUGGGCUGGAAUGAAAAUAUGACAAAUCAAUUCUCUAUGCGUCUACCCAUGUUCUAUUUAACACUAGCUAUGUUUGUUAGUAUCUAUUUUAUACAUAAAGUAAAAGGGACAUUAAAAAGAACGCUUCAUUUACAAAGAUGAUAGUUAUAAUAAAUUCAUUUUUUUUUAACUUCUUUUCCUCCUAUCAUUGUUAUUAUUAAUAAUUAGGAUGAAUUUUAAUUGGAUGACUACAGUCAGUUUUCUUCUUUUAUUAAUUAGAAAUAGGAAAAAAAAAAAAGUAUAAUAGGGUUCAUUUUCUUCUAUAACAUAAUAAUGACAUCAUUAAAAUAGUUAUUGAAACAACAACAGCAGCAGAAGAAGAG